CAGCAUGCGUGUGUGUGUGUGAAUCAGUGUGUAUGUUGUUCAUACGACAAUGUAACUGUCACUAUGUGUGUGCGGCGAUGGGUACGUUUGUUCAUACAACUGUGCAACAGUGUGUGUGCGCCGAUGUGUAUGUUUGUCCAUAAGAAUGUGUGUGUAUUUUUUCCAGUUGCAAUGUCCCAGACAUCCCCGCCGACAUUCCUCCCUCUCUCCUGCCGGCAGACAUCGGGAUAUCUUUGAGAUCCCCCAGAGAGCGUCCAGCAAACAGAACAAAUCUGUCCCUCCCAGCUGGAACAGCCUGCCUCUCAUUCCGCCCGGACCCGACCACAAACACAACUCGGACACUGGGACGCUCAGAUCUAAAGACGGAGUCACACACUGGCAAUCUCUCGCGCCUGUCCUUCUGGUCUGAAAUCGGAGUUUGUGAAAAGCAAGUGGAAUUUAGCCGAAGUUUGCACUUUUUCUAACACGGAAAAUUUACACAGACAAACUUUGUGCCUUUUCUUGAAGUUGUCGUGGUCACAGUUUAAAAAAAAAAUCUCCCCGGAAAGGAAAAUCGAUGAGCCCAUUGCUCCCAGCCCAGACCUUUCUAGAUAAAUGACUGAAGUGAGUGGCCCACAGAGCAUGGACUAUACUCUGGCUACACUGUGGCAACACGUGAAGACAAUGGACACCGUCUCUAUAUGACGGGGUUUGAACCAUACCUUUCAGAAGCUACUCGUGAUCGGAUGCCUCGUGCAUGUGUGCAUAAUAAUGUACCUGUGAUGAGAUCCUGUUUGUGAACGUUUAUCCGAGUGACAUCCAGUUUUGAACCUGUAUCAGACUAAAGAGUUAGAUUUAUCAGACUAUUUUUAGAGAGAAUUGACCAGACCAUACGAAAAGUGAACGUUACCAGAAUAUUUAGGGUGAACUUUAUGAGAGUACCGGUAUUAAUUUUUGAAGAGUGAGUGUGUAGGCUUGGAAAUUUCUACUCCACUUCGUCCAUCUAAACGAUGUGAAGAAGAAGAAAGAAGGCACUGUGAGAGCGCAGAGACAGUUGUUCAGAGACACGGUAUUACAAUUGUUUUUUAUCCAGCAGCAGAGAAGACUCACAUCCUUUGAGACUAAAACUACAGUACCAGAUACCUUUUGGUGGUUUCUGUCUGAAGUAAAAGCCUAGAAAUAGUGAGAAGCUCAGUCAGAUUUUGGAAGACAGAUAGAUAAAAGUGCUCGAGGAGUAAAGAACAAAAAACGUGGAGAAGGUUAGGCUACAUUUUGCCGAGUAACGGUUGACGCAGCUACCCCUGUGACGUCACAGCCUGGCAUGAUGGCGUGGCAGAAACAUAGAUGCAGUUUCCUCAAGACAAGCUAUCUACAGGCUGGCAUUGUCCUCUUCUUUCUGGGGCUGUCUUCCACGAGGUCCCAACAGUGACCAGGUUGGCUGGGGAACCUUUGACCUUCGUGACCCUUCGGGCGUCCACCUGGUGCUGCAGGUCAAGUUGUACUGUGCCGACACCUACUUCGGCCCCGCCUGCACCCAGCGCUGUGUGCCUGUGACGUCACAAUAUUACUGCAACGAAACCGGAAGUCGUGUGUGUCUCGGACAGUGGACGGGCCAGUUGUGCGAUACUGGUGGGUGAACAUCAUAAAUAAUAAUAAUAAUAAAUAGCAUUUGUAUAGCGCAUAUUC
Messenger RNA from Aplysia californica (California sea hare), 1665 nucleotides. RefSeq lists its product as uncharacterized. The record is from RefSeq and is a predicted model, not a curated record. Gene Ontology annotation, cellular component: membrane. Lineage: Eukaryota; Metazoa; Mollusca; Gastropoda; Aplysiida; Aplysiidae. Gene Ontology annotation, biological process: cell communication.